GCGGAACAGCGGGCACCAAGUCGUCUGGCAAGACUGCGGGCACUGAGUCGUCUGGCAAGACUGCGGGCACCGAGUCAACUGGCGGAACAGCGGGCAUCGAGUCAACUGGCGGAACAGCGGGCAUCGAGUCGUCUGGCAAGACUGUGGGCACCAAGUCGUCUGGCAAGACUGCGGGCACCGAGUCGUCUGGCAAGACUGCGGGCACCGAGUCGACUGGCAAGACAGUGGGCUCCGAGUCAACAGGCACGACAGUGGGGCACCGGGUCAUCAGGUAUCGGAUUGUCUGGCUCGACAGCGGGCAUCGGGUCACCAGGCAUCAGGUCAUUUGGCUUGCCAGCGGGCACCGUGUCAUCUGGCAAGGCAGUGGGCACCGGGUCACCAGGUAUGACAGCGGGCUCUGAGUCAAUUGGCACGACAGCGGGCACUGGAUCAGGUACCGGAUCAUCUGGAUCAACAGCGGGCAUCGAGUCAACUGGC
Staurois parvus is the source of this 477-nucleotide messenger RNA. The record is from the annotation of a GenBank genome assembly. Lineage: Eukaryota; Metazoa; Chordata; Amphibia; Anura; Ranidae.